Trachymyrmex septentrionalis is the source of this 837-nucleotide messenger RNA. RefSeq names its product chymotrypsinogen B-like. The transcript is spliced from 6 exons. Gene Ontology annotation, molecular function: serine-type endopeptidase activity. Gene Ontology annotation, biological process: proteolysis. The record is from RefSeq and is a predicted model, not a curated record. Bases 1 to 837 code for a protein of 278 amino acids. Lineage: Eukaryota; Metazoa; Arthropoda; Insecta; Hymenoptera; Formicidae.
AUGGCUCCAAUUGCUUCUACUGAAAUUUCUUUGAAUAAUUCUCGAAUUCGUAUCGGAAAAUUUUUAUUCGAUGAAAUAUUUGGUAUUGAUAUUAUUGAGAAUACUGAAACAGACGAAGAAAGGCUAAGAAACUGCACGUGUGAAUGCGGUUUAUCUAAUCAAGAGAAUCGAAUAGUGGGGGGACGUCCUACAUUACCGAAUAGAUAUCCCUGGAUUGCGAGGCUAGUGUAUGAUGGUCGUUUCCAUUGUGGUGCUAGUCUGCUCAACAACGAUUAUGUAAUUACCGCUGCUCAUUGUGUACGGAAUUUAAAACGAUCGAAAAUUCGAGUAGUACUUGGCGAUUACGAUCAAUACGUAAAUACUGAUGGAACUCCUGUUAUGAGAGCAGUGAGUGCUGUAGUACGUCAUAGAAAUUUUGAUAUGAAUUCCUACAAUCACGAUGUAGCUUUAUUAAAAUUACGCAAGUCUGUGAAAUUUUCGAAAAAGAUUCGACCAAUCUGUUUACCUCAACCAGGGACCGAUCCUGCUGGAAAAGAAGGGACGGUAGUAGGAUGGGGUCGUACUUCGGAAGGAGGCAUGCUGCCUGGAAAGGUGCAGGAGGUGCAAGUCCCUAUAUAUAGCUUGACGCAAUGUCGAAAAAUGAAAUAUCGAGCAAAUCGAAUUACUGAAAAUAUGAUAUGCGCCGGCCGAAAUAACCAGGAUUCUUGUCAAGGAGACAGUGGUGGUCCUCUUCUUGUUCAAGAAGCCGAUAAGCUUGAAAUAGCAGAUGAAGGAUUUAUUGGUUUUUCAAACAAACAGCCACUUUACGUCCUACUACAAAUAUCUAUGAAAAACUAA